CUACAUCGACCAAAGCUCAACAAGCCGAGCAGGAGCAUCGUGCGCCUACAGAGUACGAGGGUUCAGCUUCGGAAGAGACCCCUCUCCUGCCUCCGCCCCCAGCGUACUCCAGCACCGCUCCGUACAAUCAUGCAGUAAUUUCGCCUCUUGGAGUACCACCGCCGGCACCAGAUGGACACGGAAAGCGAGGCAGCGGGCGUCGCGCAAGGUGGAGGUUUUUCGGAGCGUUCGUAAUAGCGCUCACCGUGGUUCUCUCGGUAAAGGGUUUGGUGCAGGCGUUGUGGUCCUGGAAGUUGAACCAGCACCGGAAUUCUAGAAACGGGGCUGUAGAGCCGCCGACGACAUGGCCUCAUGAAGACGACGAUGGGAUCCCGGCGCAGUACUGCGUCAAGACAUCGCAAUUCUCCCGAAGCACCAGCGAUGGACACCUGCAACACACGUUUGUGCUUUCGUCCAAUGCCACCUCCCUCCUGUUUUUAUCUCGGGGGGAGGGGCUUUUCGGCGAGCUCGAGAUGGUGACUGCCGACGGAAUGGAGAAGCCAGAGUCGGUACUAUUCCACAUCAAGGCUCCGAGUUCGGAGGAGGGGACGUCAGCUCUGCAUUCUGCGUGCCUGUUAAGGGAAGUUGGUGGUGGUACCGGCGUCAGGCUCGUGGCCGCCCCCCACAUUAACGUAUCGUCUGCGGCCCGUCAACCGAUUCGCCUUCGCGUUGCCAUUCCUUUCGAUCCACAAGCUUACAGCCGUGGCUACGCCCUCCGCACUGUCCUCCCGUCCUUUACCCACAACGUUGCAAUCAGCAUCUACACCGGUACCACAUUUUCGACAUUCAGUCUUUCCUCCUCGGACGCGCCCAUCCGGGUUUCGGGCGUCAAUACCGAAACUCUACGCCUCAAUACCUCGCACGCGCCCAUCACCCUGGUGCAAUCCGCCAUCUCCGGCACGGCAGAGCUUACAAAUCAUAACGGGAGCAUACUGGUAGGCAACGCCACGGGUCUACAUAACCUCGAGCACCAGAAGACGGCCUCACGGCUCAUAAUGCGUACCACGGACGCCCCAUUAAAUGCUACCAUCCACCUCGUCGCCUCACCCUAUCACAUUCCAUCCUUCUCUUUGCAUGCACGCACCUCCGGCCCGGAUGCCCCGCUCUUCUUCGACGUCCCCUCCAUGUCGACCACGCUCAUGUCGACCGUCGCACUCUCUGCAAACACUGACGGCGCCCCGGCUACCGUCGAGCUCCCUCCCGCGUUUGAGGGCCAAUUCGUCGUGCGCGGCGCGGUGCCCGCGGUGUUCGUCCGGAAGGACCCGGAGGACCCGUACGGGCUGCGCAGGACGAGGAAGACGACGGUUUCGAUGGUGGGGGAGAACGGCAUGAUUGCGACGGGGUCGGCUCGGUGGUACCCCAAGCAUCCUCUGGCGGGAGACGUGUCGGUCGAAGAUGGGUUCGUGAACGUCACCGCCGUUGGGUCUGCCGCUUCGUUGAACUUGUGAAGGCGCUUUGGUUUCUGGUUUAGUUGAUAUAAAUUGCUCUCCAACUAUGCAUUAAUAGGUUCGAUCUCGGUGUGUAUCGUAGUCUUUAGUAGUCUUUGGGUAUAAUGGCGACUUCGCUCUUU
Molecule: messenger RNA, 1609 nt
Organism: Punctularia strigosozonata HHB-11173 SS5
Lineage: Eukaryota; Fungi; Basidiomycota; Agaricomycetes; Corticiales; Punctulariaceae
Exons: 4
Coding region: 513-1487 (324 amino acids)
Source: RefSeq, a predicted model, not a curated record